UAUGCGGGUUGCUCCUGCGGACUUUGCUGAGGAGUGUAGCGGUGCAUGCGGGGCGGAGUCAACGCGUCCAACUCCACAACAUCCAGCAGAAUAAUCUCCAGCUCAGGACCCGAUGAGUGCGGAGGAGCAGGAAUGCAUGGCGUUGCAUGGCGUUAUUGUCUUUAGGCCUGUGAGAGGAUCUUUGACCAUACGGGUUUACUGCGCAAUGAAGGAUUCCGACAGCAAGUAACUUGAGCUGCACGCGCAUUAUGAACUCCGCUCCUUAUGUAGGCUAUAGUAGAUGUGGAUAUGCACGCUUCUAAACGAGUACCAAUAUACUGGACACGUGUAGGUCUUCCUUUGUUAGCCAGUGUUUUACCGCAGUGCCUGUCCCAAGGAGCCUUCAUGAACAACCCCCUUCAGUGACCUCCAUUGACUUUGCUGGAAAUGCUGUGCCGAGUAAUGAAUUUGUUCUUCUAUCUGCAUCCAUCCUCUUAUUGCCAGCAUGCCUGGAUGCAGAUGAAUCCAUGCGUUGCUUUCACAGCUGGACUGAUAAAGCAACGUGCCGCAACUUGUGGCUAGAAGUCACAUGUUCACGCUAAAUAAAGAGCUACUGUUUUGAAUGGUUCCUUAUAUCCCAAUGGUGUGCUGUCAAAUCCUGCACGUCGAAAAACAAUCCAGUGCAGUUUAUUUUACUCUUUUUGUAGGGCACUGUGAAGUUGGCCUUCUCUGUCAGGGACUUCUGGGCACUAAUUUUGCCUAAAACAGAUGCCUCAACCUCAAGUUGCUUCAGUAAUUGACUCUGGUUGUUUGCUAGAGAGGGCCAGGCUCUGACCUCAUGGCAUGGGUCAAACUGUUUAAAAAGCCUGGGGGUAACAUGGCUGGAACCGGUGCCUGGAGUGGGUCAGGACUGGGCAAGUCCUACCAGCCGGGAAGUAUGAUCUCUCUCGCUUUGACCAAAGGUCUUCUCAACGAGCCAGGCCAGAACAGCUGCUUUCUUAACAGUGCUGUGCAGGUUCUUUGGCAGCUUGACAUCUUCAGGAGGAGCCUGCGACAGCUCUCUGGCCAUUUCUGCUUGGGCGAAGCCUGUAUUUUCUGCGCUUUAAAGAGCAUCUUCUGUCAGUUCCAGCAGAGUGGAGAGCGGGCACUGCCGUCAGAUACCCUGCGUCACGCUCUGGCCGAGACCUUUAAAGAUGAGCAGCGCUUCCAGCUGGGCCUCAUGGAUGAUGCAGCCGAGUGUUUUAGUAACUGUGGGCAGAGUAUAAAAAUCCGCCGUGUGCUGAUGAACUGCCCAGAGAUCGUCACCAUUGGCUUCGUGUGGGACGCUGAACAGUCUGACCUCACUGAAGAUGUCAUCCGCUCUCUGGGUCCAAACCUCAAUCUCUCGGGGCUGUUUUAUAGAGUCACUGAUGAAAACGCCAAGAAGAGAGAUCUCCACCUGGUGGGAAUGAUCUGUUACUCUAGUCGACAUUACCUAGCAUUCGCUUUUCACAGCAAGUCUUCCAAAUGGAUCUUUUUUGAUGAUGCAACCGUGAAAGAGAUUGGCUCCAAGUGGAAAGAUGUGGCAUCUAAAUGUAUCCGGGGUCACUUCCAGCCGCUCCUCUUGUUCUAUGCCAAUCCGGAUGGCACCGCAGUGUCCAGUGAAGACGCCCCCAGACAGACCACCAUGUGGUCCCGUUAUAACACCCCCCUCGAUGGGAAAGGGACAGACGCUCAUCUGUCAGGCUCUAAGAAACUGGACAGUAUCAGAGAUGCGAGUGCUGGUUCCCAUCGAACAAAUCUGGCAUCCCACAAAUCAAUGCAGUCUUCAACCAAUCGGUUUAAAGUGCUUCCAGAAAGUCCCAGAGAGUCUUCCAGAGAUUUUUCUCACCGAGGAGUAGGACAGAGGAGAGAGAGUGAAAGAAGCUACCGAAGAGCAGACUCUCUCCAACACAAAGAUAUGACAUAUCCUCGAUCAUCUUCUCCCCCUGAGAAUGGCCCGAGGUUUCAUUCGGACCAGAGACACAGAACUCUCCCCUCACGAGUCUCUCGAGCCGAGCCUUCUUCAGCCCAUCCUCGCACUCCACCGCAGGAGUCCCGCUCUGACCAGGCAGCGGCCACUGGCGCCAGUCCUCAUGUUGAAUCUUCAUCUGAGCGUGGCAAGGCCAAGCCGUCAUGGAGACCAGUGCGAGAGGUCCUGAAUGUAGACAGCGUGCUGAGCGAACUGGAACACCGUCAGCAGCAGCAGCUCGGGAGCCCUCGAUGUGUCCAUCGCUUUGGCCAUGAGAGAGGACUGAUGAAGGACAAACAAAAAGGUCUGAUGACUAUUUACGAAGAUGACUUGCGUUUGGAGACUGAAAGUCAAAGCUCCCAGGAGUCUCAGCGACAGACGAUAGUGACGAGGCCUAAAGAUGGAGCGCAUGUAGCACAGCGGAGCGAUAACUGGACGAUCCAGAGGACAGAAUCAGGAUACGAGAGCAGCGAUAGGUUGAGCAAUGGUUCCACCAAUCCUGACUCUCCAGGUGUGGAGAACUUCACGGGCAAAGAGCUCAGACUCCGUCAAGAUGCACAGCACCUCAGGGAUCAAGGCCAUAGUAAUCAAGGUGAUGCCAAAACGGAGGCAGUGCGUUCUCCACUGUACCACAGUAAGCAUUUGGUUAAAAUUCAGGGAAAUAACUCGGAACAUCUCAUGAAGGGCAGCCCAAGUUCAAGAAGGAAGCUGAGAUACUCCUCCUGUGGUGCGAGGAAAGGGAGCAACGCAGAGAAAGACCCAUCAGCCGGUGAACUUCAAGCAGAGCAGCAAGAAGUUUCCAUGCGAUGGCACCACAGCCCAGAAAGCCCUCUCCUGCGCCGCCUGGACAAGAUCAACAGUUCAGAGUGUAACAGUUCUGAUGAACUCACGAACCCUCUUUCAGAGCAGGCGGACAGUGCGUAUCGUUCCAGCAUCAGUGAAGCCGCUCCGCACGAGUCUCCAGCUCCUCCGCAGCCGAGAGAGGAGCCAGCCACAGCUCCAUCCAUGCAAACUCACUCCAAACAUGCUCAGCGACCCAUCGAGAUAAAGACGCCACCCUUCCGUCAUGCCACCAGGCGAAUGGAAAUCAACGACAUGUGCCCGAGCUCAUCAGACGCGAGCUCAAAAUCGGGUUCGGACCAGGAGAGAGGGGAGCAGGUGUCUUGUGGUUGGGAUAAGCCAUCGGCUUCAGCAUCUGGAGUAGCACUGACGACUUAUUUCUCGGUGGAUAAUUGUAUGACAGACACCUACAGACUAAAGUAUCACCACCAGAGGCCGCUAGUCCUCUCCAUGCCUGAGCCCAGAGGAGCUGUGAAGGACGGGAGAGACACGGGACAAUCUGAGCGUGCCAAAAAUAAGCCCGACUCUGGCAAUAGCAACAGUAAGCCCACUGCUAAAUGGCACCCUGUCGCUUCAAAAGGGCUGGAUGAACAUGGAUAUUUGUGAAAGUUAUGGUCCUGGUGACCCACUGAGCCCUAAUGCAAGAGAAUUGCCAAAGAAGUUGAACAAAUAUGGAUCAUAUUUGUGAUGUUCAAGUAUCUUCUAAGAGCCAUCCACAGGGGGGCAGUAUGCACUUUGGCUUGAAUCAGUAAUUGCUUGUGAACCGGAAUGACCACUUGAAUAUCGACUGAAUAUUGUGACAGCUAAUACAGUAUAUAUACAUCUAAAAGAAACAGACAAAGAGUGUGUCCUCGACUUUAAUUUCAAUGCAAAUGGACCUUUGUACAUGCUCCCUAGAGGUUGUGUGUGGAGUGCCUUCAUGCAAUUUUUUUUCAUGAUUCAGAGUAAACAAAUAAUGUAAAAUGAUAUCCGCUAUAUAUUUUUGGAGAUGUCUAUGCAGUUAUUUUUAUUCUUUGUUUAAUAAACCUCAAAUGUUCAA
Messenger RNA from Sinocyclocheilus grahami, 3848 nucleotides. RefSeq names its product ubiquitin specific peptidase 53b (gene usp53b). The record is from RefSeq and is a predicted model, not a curated record. Gene Ontology annotation, biological process: protein deubiquitination; response to auditory stimulus; sensory perception of sound. Gene Ontology annotation, molecular function: cysteine-type deubiquitinase activity. Lineage: Eukaryota; Metazoa; Chordata; Actinopteri; Cypriniformes; Cyprinidae. Gene Ontology annotation, cellular component: cell-cell junction. Bases 818 to 3415 code for a protein of 865 amino acids. The transcript has 15 exons.